Molecule: messenger RNA, 1335 nt
Organism: Lactuca sativa (garden lettuce)
Lineage: Eukaryota; Viridiplantae; Streptophyta; Magnoliopsida; Asterales; Asteraceae
Product: protein FAR1-RELATED SEQUENCE 5-like
Source: RefSeq, a predicted model, not a curated record
AUGUCAACCGCCAAUAAGAAAUCAGAAGCAAUAAAAUUCAAAGGGCAUGCUUUUCAAACUACAGAGGAAAAAGCCAAAGGAACUUAUGAUGUGGUGUCAGGUACCUUAAUUAUCAACUCAUUAGCUAUACGUGUGUUAUUUGAUUCGGUUGCUACUCAUUCAUUUGUGUCUCAAAAGCAUGGUGUCAAAUUAAAUGUUCCUUUAGAAUUGCUUCAAAAUGAGAAUGUCAUCGAACUUGCCAAUGACGAGUUUAUUACUGUUUGCCAUAGAAGACAUGUCCAUGUUGAUUUAUAUUCAAUGCAAGAUGGAAUAGAUCACACUUUUGAUGAUAGUCUGUUUGAUGACCAACAUCAUGGAAUUGAUAAAAAUACAGUAGAAGAUUGUUAUAUUUAUGAUAAUAUUGAUCAAGAUGCAAACAAUUUAGGUGAUAUUUCAAUUGAAGACGAGACAUUGGGUGUAUUUGAUGAUAAUCAUCAAAGUUCUAAUCAUCAGCAUGUGAUUAUUAAUGGAAACAGUUUUGACGUUAGAAAAAUGACAAACAGAAAAAAUGGGCAUGGUAUUAUUAGAUUGAGAUACCUCGUGUGUAACAGACAAGGUCUUCCUAAUACAGGUCAUGUUGAUACAUUGAACCCAAACAGAAGUAAGAUAAAAAGAAGGACUGAUAGUCGAAGGACUGGAUGCAUUGCAUGUAUUAGAUUUAGUAUGAUAAAAGGAAGCUCUACAUGGUUUCUAUAUGAGUUUGUAGAGGAACAUAAUCACGAGCUUAUGUCUCAAGAUAACAUAUUGUUUUCCCGACACCACAGACAGCUUAAUCCAUGGCAGAGAUCGUUCAUUAUCAGUCUUUCUAAUCAGAAUGUUGGUGCCACCCAAGCUCACGGGCUAUUUACUACUAUUAAUGGUGGAUACAAUAUUAUUGGAGGCACUGUUGAUGAUUUUAAAAUUUUGAUGAGGGAUCUUAAUUACUUUAUAGGUGGAACUGAUGCUCAGAUAGUUGAAAAUAAGCAACUCAACACUAUGUUUUGGGCUGAAGAGACCUCAAAGAUAAAUUAUAAAGAAUUUGGUGAUGUUGUCUCCUUUGAUGCCACAUUCCGAACCAAAAGGUAUGACAUGGUAUUUGUUCCUUUCACUGGAAUCGACAAUCACAAAAAGUGUGUUACUUUUGGUGCUGGAUUGCUUAGCAAAGAGGAUAUCGACUCAUACACAUGGUUGUUGAAAUCUUUUCUUAAAGCUUUUGGUAAACAACCAAUAUUGGUGUUAUCUGAUGAAGACCCCGCGAUGAAAAAUGCUAUAGCCAAUGUUUUCCCAGAAUCAAUUCAUAGGUUGUGUCGAUUGUAA